ACUUUGAAUUGAUGUUGUUGUUAAGACGAUAUCUCCGUUUUAUUUCAGAAUCGAUUAGUCAGGCCAGCUGUCAUUCAGUUCGAUGUAAUGCUCCCGAGGUCCCCCAAAAUAAUGUGUAUAUACAUUACCAGAACUAUUGUUAAAACGGUCACCCCGGGUUUACAGUCCAUUGUUGCAAUUCACAAUGACUAAGCACUGGCUUUCACAUAUCAUAUGAAUGUCCCUCCCAUUUUUUAAACAGCUAACCGGGUUCGCCGGUGUGCGCGCUUCCAGGUCAUGGCAAGAAUAAUACGGUUUGCUUUUACUCAGGCGACGCUUUGUACAUUCCAGCGCUCGCUGUCACCCCCCAGCAAAGUUCUCAUCCUCUGUAGGACGAUGGCAUCAGACUCUGUGACCCGGUUCGAUUUUUUGGUAGUUGGCGGUGGAUCAGGUGGAUUAGCCGGUGCGCGGAGAGCGGCCGAACUAGGAGCCUCGGCUGCCGUGAUCGAAAAUCACAAACUCGGAGGUACCUGCGUCAAUGUUGGCUGUGUUCCUAAAAAGGUCAUGUGGAACACCGCUGUCCACGCCGAGUACCUGCACGACCAGGCUGACUACGGUUUCCAGGGCGGGAGUGCACAGUUCAGAUGGCAAUAUAUUAAGAAUAAAAGGGAUGCAUACAUCAGCCGCUUGAAUGAGAUUUACCAGAAUAAUCUCGAUAAGGCGAAGAUUAAGACGAUUCACGGCCAAGCGGUCUUCACAGAGGACCCCGAACCCACCGUGGAGGUGAAUGGCAAGAAGUACACGGCGCCACACAUCCUCAUCGCCACCGGGGGGCGCCCCUCUGUGCUCAGCGAUAAAGACGUGCCGGGAGCAAGCCUUGGCAUCACCAGUGAUGGGUUUUUUGAACUUGAAUCCCUGCCAAAGCGCAGUGUCAUCGUGGGGGCGGGGUAUAUUGCCGUGGAGAUGGCCGGCAUUCUGUCCGCACUCGGAUCGACAACCUCCAUCAUAAUGCGACAGAGCAUGGUGUUGAGGAACUUUGACUCCUUGAUAAGUUCCAACUGCACUAAAGAAUUACAAGACGCCGGCAUAGAGUUAUGGAAGAACACGCAGGUGAAGUCUGUUCGCAAGACAGAAAAGGGGCUGGAGGUGACACUGGUCAGCAAAGACCCAGAAAAUAAGGAGGAGGAGGGGAAGCUAAGCACCAUCCAGGAGGUGGACUGCCUACUGUGGGCCAUUGGCCGUGAACCCAACACCAUUGAUCUCAACCUCAAGAACAUGGGCGUGAAGCAGGAUGAGAAGGGCCACAUCGUGGUGGAUGAGUUCCAAAACACCACCCGCCCGGGCAUCUACGCCGUGGGGGACGUAUGCGGGAGGGCCCUUCUCACUCCAGUUGCCAUCGCUGCAGGCAGGAAGCUGGCACACAGGCUGUUCGAGGGCAAAGCCGACUCCAAGGUGGACUACACCAAUAUCCCUACCGUGGUGUUCAGCCACCCACCCAUCGGCACUGUGGGGCUCACAGAAGAGGAGGCCAUCAAGCAGCAAGGGAAGGAGAACGUGAAGACAUACACCACCUCCUUCACCCCCAUGUACCACGCCAUCACCAGCCGGAAGACCCAGUGUGUCAUGAAGCUGGUGUGCGUGGGCAAAGAGGAGAAGGUUGUGGGGCUCCACAUGCAGGGCCUCGGCUGUGACGAGAUGUUGCAGGGCUUCGCUGUGGCCAUCAAGAUGGGGGCGACCAAGGCCAACUUUGACAACACCAUCGCUAUUCACCCAACCUCCUCGGAAGAGCUGGUCACCAUGCGCUAGACGCCCCUGGCCUUGCCCCCCCUCCCUCCCCCAUUCCAGCUGCGGGAGGAAGGGGGGGGCACAAACAUGACAGCAUAUACCCCCCCCAUAUAUAUCUCCCAGCAACAGCACUGUCUGAGAAGCCUCACCUGCUCCACACCGCUUAUGUAAUUCACAUUCAAUAAACGUGCAGCUUUUCUUAA
Messenger RNA from Megalops cyprinoides (Indo-Pacific tarpon), 1967 nucleotides. RefSeq names its product glutathione reductase (gene gsr). The record is from RefSeq and is a predicted model, not a curated record. Gene Ontology annotation, molecular function: NADP binding; glutathione-disulfide reductase (NADPH) activity; flavin adenine dinucleotide binding. The coding region runs from base 277 to 1785 and encodes 502 amino acids. The transcript has 13 exons. NCBI's taxonomy places the organism in Eukaryota, Metazoa, Chordata, Actinopteri, Elopiformes, Megalopidae. Gene Ontology annotation, biological process: glutathione metabolic process; cellular response to oxidative stress; cell redox homeostasis. Gene Ontology annotation, cellular component: cytosol; mitochondrion.